GAGGAUCCUUUCAGUGGCCGUUCGCUAGUCGCGCCGUCUUCGCGGGGUUAGUCCUGGAGCGUCCGGGACAAGGCUAAUCCGUCGGGUCAGCCGAUUUCGUGACGGGGUGGAUGACCCAUGGGGACGGCGGGUGGUGUGCUCGUGGAUCGCAGAAUCUGUUUAUCUGGGGAUGUCACGUCCUGCCAAGAGGACCUCCUAUCUGAGCUUGUGGCGUGAAUUCCUGGUCUUCCAUUCGGCCGCCAGGAGACUCGGUUUAAACCGACGUCUGGGAAAACACGGAAUGAACGUUUCCACGGUGUUUCCCGAAGGGUACGUGGAAAAUGACCGAGCGCAGCGUCAUGCAUCGUCGAUACCUAAGGUGGCUGAAGGGAGUCCCGAGCGACGGCAUCGACGCAUGAAGGAGUUCGUUGGCCUGGAGGAGGUCACCAAGCUCGACUUCCUGGUGAUGCUGUUCGCCGAGAUCCUGGGCACGUUUCUCCUGGUCCUCAUAGGCACCGCAUCCUGUAUCUCGUGGACAACUACGAUGCCGCCGAGUGUCUUGCACAUCGCAUUUACCUUCGGCCUCGCGGUGGCAAGUUUGGCACAGGUUCUAGGACCGAUUUCCGGCUGUCACGUAAACCCGGCUGUGUCGUUCGGUCUGCUGAUCAGCGGAAAUUGCAGUCUUCUCAAAACUAUCAGUUACAUCGUCUGCCAGUGUUGCGGCGCUAUUGCGGGGUCCGCUGUUCUCAAUCUGAUUAUACCUAAAACGCAUGCCAGCGGCCUGGGUCUCACCGCGCUGCACACCGAGGUGACCGCUGGCCAGGGCGUAGGGAUGGAAAUAAUCAUCACGUUUCUGCUGGUGCUGGUCGUUCACGCCGUCACGGAUCCCAAGAGGACCGAUGUGAGGGGCUGGGCCCCGCUCGCGAUCGGCCUGACGAUCUCGGUGGCCCAUAUGGCGGCGGUGCCCGUCACCGGUAGCAGCAUGAAUCCUGCCAGGAGCCUGGGGCCGGCCGUGGUGGACGACGAGUACAAGAAUCUGUGGAUUUACUGGGUGGGCCCGCUCAUCGGCGGCGGCGUGGCCGGCGGCGUGUACAGGCUGGGCCUGAGAGCCAACAAGGAGGACGAGGGCUCAUAUGACUUCUAAGGGCGCAACUUCUGAAUCCUACGAACAUGUAAGAGAUGGGUUCUAAUAAUGAUAAUUAUCCCGCGAAGACACCGGACGUUUCCCGGAUGUAAAUAAAGACGUAGAAUUGUAAGGAUGACGAUGUGACGAUCGCGAGACGAUUUUCGUGAUCUUCGUCCGUUGCAUUUAACAAAAGAUUAUGUUCGCGAAGGAUUUACAGGGAAUAUAUUUCUGAGUGGAAUUGAACGCUGCGGAUUUUAAAGAGGAGCGAAAUGCUAUAGAUUCGACGAGUUCAGGAAAGGAGAUUGUUUCAGUAUAUAAAUUAUCUUACAAUGUAAACCACAUUGAAUAUUUUUUGUAAUAUUUUAUUUCAUCUGGAAUCUUUUUUGUAUUAAUUAUAUCAUUUACAUUCAGUAUCAAAUGGUGUCGUCUGUUUCCUGUUUUUGGCAUGCCAAGUCUUUUUAAUCGACAGCGUUCAACCGGAAAAAGUCCCAAGAAGCAAAAAUACAUUGACAUUAUUGUAUAAUACACAACGUACAAAAAAAUUGCAGAAUAUUAUAUUAAUAUUAAUAUUUCAGUAAUUAUUAUCUAUUAAAUAUUAUUGCGGAGUAAGACUCGUAUAUGAUAUUAUCACACAAUAAUGCAUAAGAUAUCAGAUUGAUACCCUUUCCCAAAGAUUCCCUUUCUCGCCUUAAGAAAUUAGAACUUAAAAGUAUUCUCCUAGAGCGUGCGAAGAGAAAUUUCUUCAAUCAUUAUCAUCAUUGUACUUACUAUCAUUGUGACACCGACAUAACUCGAGAUUAUUUAUCAAUUGACACUCUCGUCUUGUAUGAAUCCUACAUCCGCUAUUUUGUACAUCGCCGAUCUGAAUUUUGUACAUAUAGUUAACUUAGAUAGCUCACGUAGCAAUAGACCGAACGUAUUAGUGAUGGGCGAUCUCGAUUCGAGAUUUAAAAAAAAAAUUUUUCCUACAAAAAUCGAUUCUAUGCCCUUUCUUUCUUUUUAUGUGUUGAUUUCUAAUCAUUUAAAAUUUAAACUUGCAUGCGAUUUUUUGGAUCAUUUUUUA
Temnothorax curvispinosus is the source of this 2168-nucleotide messenger RNA. It is a transcript of the gene Drip, whose product is annotated as aquaporin AQPAn.G. NCBI's taxonomy places the organism in Eukaryota, Metazoa, Arthropoda, Insecta, Hymenoptera, Formicidae. The transcript has 5 exons. Gene Ontology annotation, cellular component: plasma membrane. Gene Ontology annotation, biological process: transmembrane transport. The record is from RefSeq and is a predicted model, not a curated record. Gene Ontology annotation, molecular function: water channel activity. The coding region runs from base 170 to 1123 and encodes 317 amino acids.